Molecule: messenger RNA, 1311 nt
Organism: Penicillium argentinense
Lineage: Eukaryota; Fungi; Ascomycota; Eurotiomycetes; Eurotiales; Aspergillaceae
Product: acyl-CoA dehydrogenase
Exons: 3
Coding region: 1-1311 (436 amino acids)
Cellular component (GO): mitochondrion
Molecular function (GO): acyl-CoA dehydrogenase activity; flavin adenine dinucleotide binding
Source: RefSeq, a predicted model, not a curated record
AUGGCCUCCCUCGUUCGCGCCUUGCGCCCCCUGUCGCGCACCGUCCCCUCCGCCCGCUUGGCUUCCAGGCGUUUCCCUGGCCGCACCGUGCCGAGUGCAUAUGCAUUUUCCACCACUCCCCGCCGGCGGGAGGCCGACCUCUCUGAUCUCACCCCGACACCGAUCAGCCUUUUGUCCGAGACCGAAUCGAUGAUGGCCGAUACGGUCCAGAAGUUUGCCCAGGAGCAGAUUGGACCGAAGGUCCGGGACAUGGACGAAGCUGAAACCAUGGAUCCGGCGGUGGUGGAGCAGCUCUUUGAGCAGGGCCUGAUGGGCGUUGAGAUUCCCGAGGAGUACGGCGGAGCGGGCAUGAACUUCACGGCGGCCAUCGUGGCCAUCGAGGAGCUCGCUCGCAUUGACCCCAGUGUCAGCGUCAUGGUGGAUGUCCACAACACCCUGGUCAACACCGCCAUCAUGCGCUACGGCGACGCCCAGGCCCACCGCACCUGGUUACCCAAGCUUAGCACGGGCACUGUCGGCUCGUUCUGUCUUUCCGAGCCCGCAUCGGGCUCGGAUGCAUUCGCUCUGCAGACCAAGGCUGAGAAGACCGCUGACGGAUACAAGCUCAACGGAUCUAAGAUGUGGAUCACCAAUGCCAUGGAGUCCGGGAUCUUCAUUGUCUUCGCCAACCUGAACCCCAGUGCCGGAUACAAGGGCAUCACCGCGUUCAUCGUCGAGAAGGACACUCCGGGCUUCUCCAUCGCCAAGAAGGAGAAGAAGCUUGGCAUCCGGGCCAGCAGUACUUGCGUGCUCAACUUCGACGACGUGGUCAUUCCCAAGAGCAAUCUGCUUGGUGAGGAGGGCCAGGGCUACAAGUAUGCCAUUAACAUCCUGAAUGAGGGUCGCAUUGGUAUUGCCGCCCAGAUGACCGGUCUGGCCCUCGGUGCAUGGGAAAACGCUGCCCGAUAUGUAUGGAACGACCGCAAGCAGUUUGGCCAACUGAUCGGAGAGUUCCAGGGCAUGCAGCACCAGAUUGCUCAGGCCUACACCGAGAUCGCGGCCGCCCGCGCACUGGUCUACAACGCUGCCCGUAAGAAGGAGGCUGGACAAGACUUUGUGCAGGAUGCCGCGAUGGCCAAGCUGUACGCCUCGCAGGUUGCCGGACGCGUCUCCGGCUCUGCUGUCGAGUGGAUGGGUGGCAUGGGCUUCGUCCGCGAGGGCACGGCCGAGAAGAUGUUCCGCGACAGCAAAAUCGGAGCCAUCUACGAGGGUACCAGCAACAUCCAGCUGCAGACCAUCGCUAAGCUGUUGCAGAAGCAGUACACUAAUUAG